AAACGUACCGUGCGUUGGACGCGUGUGGUUACUUCGUUCGUAAAUUGGUCGUACCGCAUCCCAUGCCCUACCCUGCAUCGAUGGGUGUAUUUUGGCAUUAAAGUAUUGAACUGAAGGAUCCAAAGUGUUGAUCCUAUCGGCGAAAAAUUUCUCACCAUUCAGUAAACGUAGCAACUAUCGUGUGGAAGGGCCGUAGCAACGACGAGCAUAAAUCGAAAACCUCGUAGAAAACGGUGUUGCGUUGCAGCUACGCAUCAUCAUCUUUCGCGCUUUACCGCAAUGCGUAAGUACCAGCAGCUGGCCCUGGUGCUCCUAUCGAUAACGUGCGUCGUGAUACUGUUGGUGUACAAAAGCGAAAAUAAUCGACUAAAGUAUGUGCUCGAGGUGGUCAACAUUUUCGGCCGCAAUGAUGCGGCUAGUUUGAUACGCAUCGAUAACAGUAGCCGUUUACAUAGCUCACCAUACGAUUUCGACAGUCCGCUACCGGCGUGGCAGCGGCUCGGGGAUGGUUUCUACGUGUAUUCUUCGUUCUGGCAGAAAAACGAACUCGCGGCGGGUGGAACCGUCAUCAGUAUAGCGGUCGGGCUCGAACACGCCGCGGUCAACUUCAAAUGUCAAAUACAGCACGGCACGGGGGAUGUCGCUACAGGAAAGCUCCAUUUUGUGCGUCUAGAACAUCCGACCGGUUCGGUCAAAGCACCCAAUGGUGAAGUUUUUGUGGUGUACAAGCUGCUCUGCAAGGUGGCGCGAGAUUUCGGACAACCGACGGAAAUCAUAUUUACCGACACAACGCAAUCCAGCAAACGGUACAUCCCGCUCCGGGUACUGGAGAGCCGAUCGGUACAGCAAAGGAUGACCAUGACGGCCUGUGUUGAUAUGAGCGAUUAUCUGGAGCUGGAGGAAGAGUUCCGAAUGCCUGCUGCUGUGCUACAGUACUUUCUGCACCACCAAAUAGUCGGCGUGGAAGAUUUCAUCGUUUACAAUAGUAAUGCGUUAAACGGAGCAACCACAUCACUGCUGUACAGUCACGGCAUCAAAAUCAACCUUUUGCCAUACAAUUUCCCCUUCGAUGUGGCAAACAAGCAGCAGAACCGCUUGCUUAUCGAAAUGGACUGUCUGAUGCGGAACUACAACGCGGCCAAGCUUACCUUCGUCGGUGCCAUCAACGAGUACCUGUACCCGAGUUCCCGGCUGCGCGUGAACAACAAAUUUCUCAAGUACGCUUCGAAAGUUUCCAGCGACGUGUCCCGCUUUGCCAUCGCAAGCCGAUCGGUGUGUAUCGAUAAACGGAAGAAAAUCUUCUCCGACAACUUGCUGUAUGAUGUGGAUGCUCAUCUGAACGCACCGAACGAGCGGCCGUUCCAUGUGUCCAAACCGCAGGACUACAACCGCACAGCCGGAACGCCGGAUUUCGUGAAAACGCUCGACGUCGAUCGAGCCAUGAUCUUUGUCCAUCGGUACGGGGGAAAAUGUAACAGCAAAACGAAUCUACACGACUGGACCACCAGCCUGCAGCCUGACUUUUUACAGUACUUGACGGAUGUUGGCCGAGAACUGAACAAACUUAUCUUCCGAUAAGUUAUGUUCCGAGAUGGAACCGAUUGAUUGGUAUAACUGUGGUAGUAGCGAGGUGGAGUAAAAUAGUGUCGAUGAGAUUAAAAGGGCCGUGGUGAUAUAUUUGUACCUUUCUCUAGAGGCCACAGUACAUCAGAAAUGGCGAGGCACGAUAUAGGCUAUUUGUAAAGACGAUUCGCUCAAAAUGGUACGAACGAAUGGGAGUACAGAAAAAUACACAAAAACCCGACAAAUUACCAACCUGGUGGGCUACACAAUUUCUGACGGUUUCUUCCCGUUUUCUCAUGCCAGAAUUUGAUUAAAAAGUUCCUUUAAGUAACCCCAUAGCAUUAUCUCUACCGAACACGGAAUUACAAUAACACAAGGCGACUAGUAUGCUAGAUGGAUUAUUAGUUCUCACCUAAUAAUCCACGUGUGUCGUUAAUAUAUUAAAACGGUAUCUCGAAUUCAGUCGAUUAUUUAUUCGGCCUCUGGAGUUGCCAGGGUCAAUCAGUUCUUACACCAUUCACACGUUAACAUUCAUGGGAAUUUAGGGAUAUCAAAGCUAGAACCAGCCUAUAAAGUGAAUGAUAGAUCUCGGUAGGCAAAACGAAUAGCUUGUAAGUAGUUUGUAGAAAUAACACUAUUAGAACAGCGCGACACGCGCAAUGCGUGCGUCAGCAAAAUGGUACAGUUUUUAUCGACAACUAAAAAAGAACAAUAAUUAUUCAAUCAAAAAUCAUCUUCUACUUCUCUUUAAAGCAAACCAAACCAAAACGAGUUGGAUGUUAUCUUACACACAUGUAUGCAUUAACGACAUCCAAACGAUAUCAAUUUAUUGCAUUUUUCAAAUAAAAGUUGAGCAAGAAUCUAUGAGAAUCACAAAUUCACCUUAAACUUUUGCAUCUACCACAUUGAACAGCAUCGGUAACAAUUGUAAGGUGCACCACAAAGUCGUCCUGAAACUGUGGUAUCCC
This is a messenger RNA of Anopheles moucheti, 2531 nucleotides long. RefSeq lists its product as uncharacterized. The coding region runs from base 280 to 1578 and encodes 432 amino acids. NCBI's taxonomy places the organism in Eukaryota, Metazoa, Arthropoda, Insecta, Diptera, Culicidae. The transcript has a single exon. The record is from RefSeq and is a predicted model, not a curated record.